AUGGAGACACUUAGCUCGGCCUUAGCCGAUCUCGACCUGGGUUCGCAGGGCAUCGGGGGGAAGACAUUUGAUGAGCUUAUCGCCGAAGAAGAGAACGGGACUUACCAGAAUCACGCACCUAGGCGCAGACCGCGCCCAUCAGCCGCUCAAGUGAGACGCGAUUUGGAGAAUGAGUUUCUUACUCCGUCGCCUCGAUUUAGCUCCGAAUGGUUGAACCGUCUUCAGAGGAGAUGGGAUGUGUCAACGGACUAUAACGACCUCUUUGAAGUGGCUGGGACACAAACGAGGACGAUUGUCCGAUUCGACCGCGAAGGUCUUGAGGGCCGUGUCACUGGAUAUCACGAAGUGACAGUCCCCGCCAACAGCGCCAAUGCAAAGAACUCGACGUCUUUGCUUCGCCGACCUGCAGGCCGGGCUGAUUUUGUUAGGGGCGCAGCGGGAUUCUUCCCGUUUGCCCCUGGUGGCUUGGAUGGGGUUGAGGCGAUUGCGGAAAUGGAGACUGAGAUUCAGACGGCCGGACCUUCAGGAGCUGCUGGGAAGCAGGCAGGACUGGACCGGAUUAUUAAUUUUGGAACCGAGGGCGGAUUGUUAGAGGUCGCCCCUGGAUUCUCGCGCGGACUGAAGUUUGAAGAAACGAAGUCGAAAGAAGCCGCAGAAGAGGACGAGGAAGUUGAAAACACCCUCCAGCAAGAGGAAAGCAAUAUCAAUCCUGAUCAGGAUGAAACUUCAUCCGACGUGGGAGGGGUGAAAAUAGAUGACGAAGAAUCUGCCGAUGAGGAUGAGGAAGAGGAGGACAUCGACUCCCUGCUACCGGUUGAAUUCCCGUCCCUAGAGCCGCGAGCUCCGCUCCUCUCAGCCCUCCAGAAAAAAGCAGGCAAGGAAUGGGCACACCUUGUGGACGUCAAUAAGGAGAUUACGAAUUUCCACGAACUUGUUCCAGAUAUGGCCCGCGAGUGGCCAUUUGAGCUGGACACUUUCCAGAAAGAAGCUGUCUAUCAUCUCGAGAAUGGGGACUCAGUCUUCGUGGCUGCACAUACUUCAGCCGGUAAAACAGUCGUUGCAGAGUAUGCUAUUGCAUUAGCUGCUAAGCAUAUGACAAAGGCGAUUUAUACCUCGCCGAUCAAAGCGCUGAGCAACCAGAAGUUUCGCGACUUUAAGAAUGAGUUCGACGACGUCGGCAUCUUGACGGGUGAUGUUCAGAUCAACCCCGAAGCAAGUUGUCUGAUUAUGACUACUGAGAUUUUGAGGAGUAUGCUCUAUCGUGGAGCGGACCUCAUCAGAGAUGUCGAAUUUGUGAUCUUCGACGAGGUCCACUACGUAAACGAUCUUGAGCGUGGUGUCGUAUGGGAGGAAGUUAUCAUUAUGCUCCCGGAGCAUGUCACGCUUAUUCUUCUAUCUGCUACAGUACCUAACACUCAAGAAUUUGCGUCGUGGGUGGGCCGAACGAAGAAGAAGGACAUCUAUGUCAUUUCGACGGCCAAGAGACCUGUUCCUCUUGAGCACUACCUAUGGGCAGGAAAGGACAAAUUCAAGAUUGUCGACUCCAACAAACGAUUCCUCGAAAAUGGCUGGAAACAAGCAGACGAUAUUAUCUCCGGAAAGGACAAGCUCAAAGCUCAAAAGGCUGCAGAAGCCCAGGCGCAAUCUCAAGCAAGCAGAGGUGGUCCCCAGGGGCGAGGCCGGGGACAAGCGCCUGGCCGUGGUGGCCCGAGAGGAGGCGGAGGCGGAGGCGCGCAACGCGGAGGAGGACAACGAGGCAGGGGCCAGCCAGCAAACCGAGGAACAGGAAACAUUGCUCGUACCGGGAGAGGCGGUGGACGCACAACAGCUGCACAGGACAGGACUGUCUGGGUACAAGUCGUGCAACAUUUGCGCAAGGAGAACUUGCUGCCGGCCUGUAUCUUCGUCUUUUCCAAGAAAAGAUGCGAGCAGAAUGCCGACUCAUUGUCCAAUCAAGACUUUUGCAAUGCUGCUGAGAAGAGUCUUAUCCACAUGACCAUUGAGAAGUCCCUUACCCGGCUCAAGGCGGAGGACAGGACAUUGCCUCAGAUUCUUCGACUUCGCGAAUUGCUGAGCCGAGGAAUUGCUGUCCACCACGGUGGACUCUUACCGAUCAUGAAGGAGAUUGUCGAGAUCUUGUUCGCAAAGACCCUGGUCAAAGUCCUCUUUGCUACAGAAACAUUUGCCAUGGGCCUGAACCUGCCUACUCGUACGGUCGUCUUCUCUGGAUUCCGUAAGCACGAUGGUAAGAGUUUUAGGGAUCUCCUGCCUGGUGAAUAUACCCAAAUGGCGGGACGUGCUGGCCGCAGAGGUCUUGACAACGUCGGCUAUGUGAUUGUCGUCAACUCCGGCAGGGACGAGGCACCACCUGCUGGUGCACUAAGGAAGAUGAUUCUUGGUGACCCAACUAAACUUCGAUCUCAGUUCAGGCUUACAUACAACAUGAUUCUGAACCUGCUGCGUGUAGAGGCGCUGAAAAUUGAAGAGAUGAUCAAGAGAAGUUUCAGCGAGAAUGCUACGCAGGCCUUGCUCCCAGAACACGAGAAACAGGUGCAACUCUCAGAAGCUAGUUUGGAAAAGAUCAAACGAGAGCCGUGCGAGAUUUGCGAUGUUGAUAUCGCAACUUCUCAUGACGCUUCCAUCGAGUACGCAAAGCUGACAAGCGAGCUGCAUCUUAACCUCCUCUCGUCGCCUGUCGGCAAACGCCUUCUUAUGCCGAAGCGUUUGGUUGUCUACCAGAAGGAUGGAUACCGAACGGCAGGUGUUAUUGUCCGAGAGGUCGGAGGAGGCGCCAACCCGGUCAUACAAAUCCUCGAGAUCGGCAAACUGACCAGCAAGCGUCAUCCCAGCGAGAUUCUCCCAUUCCUACCAGCGUUCCGGGGAUUCUUGAACCCUCUCCCAACCCGUGCUGCUGAUAUGACGCUCAAAGUCUUCAAGAUCCCGAUUACGGAUAUCGAAUGUGUUACCAAUACGAUAGUCAAGCUUAGUGGCCCAACGUGGUACCUCAACAUCAAAAAAGAGGCGAUGCGAUUUGCAGACAAGGAGCUCUCUAAGUUAUGCUCUUCAUGGACCACACCGGUCUGGGACGAGCUAGAUUGGGCUCGAAUCAAAGAGCUCCAGCUGAGGGACAUACUGGAUAAGCGUCGCGAUCAAGCUAGUAUCGCCCAGUCAUGCGACUGCUUGAAAUGUCCCAACUUCCUGAAACACUUCGAGAUGCAACGCGAUGAGUGGCAAAUCAAGGAGAACAUUUCGCAACUGAAGCAACUCAUGUCGGAUCAGAACCUUCAGCUCCUUCCCGACUACGAGCAGCGUAUCCAAGUAUUGAAGGACCUAGGCUUCGUUGACGAACAGUCCCGUGUGCAGCUGAAAGGGAAGGUAGCUUGUGAGAUUCAUUCCGCGGACGAGCUCGUUUUGACGGAGCUUAUCUUGGAAAAUGUCCUCGCUGAAUACGAGCCUGAGGAGAUAGUCGCGCUGCUGUCCGCCUUUGUGUUCCAAGAGAAGACAGAAAACGUUCCCACGCUGACCCCUCGCCUGGAGAAGGGCAAGGAGGCCAUUGUUAGGAUUUCGGAGAAGGUAAACGACGUGCAGAUUCAGCACCAGGUCCUUCAGUCUACCGAGGACAUCAACGACUUCGCCAGCCAACCGCGAUUUGGAUUGGCAGAGGUCGUCUACGAGUGGGCCAAGGGAAUGUCGUUCAAUCGAAUCACGGACCUCACGGAUGUCAUGGAGGGCACUAUUGUGAGGACGAUUACCCGACUGGAUGAGACCUGCCGCGAGGUGAAGAAUGCGGCGAAGCUGGUUGGAGACCCAACGUUGUAUGCGAAGAUGCAAGAGGCGCAGGAGAAGAUCAAGAGGGAUGUGAUCUUCGCAGCGUCUCUGUAUAUGUAG
Molecule: messenger RNA, 3888 nt
Organism: Aspergillus mulundensis
Lineage: Eukaryota; Fungi; Ascomycota; Eurotiomycetes; Eurotiales; Aspergillaceae
Product: SKI complex RNA helicase subunit SKI2
Exons: 6
Coding region: 1-3888 (1295 amino acids)
Biological process (GO): nuclear-transcribed mRNA catabolic process, 3'-5' exonucleolytic nonsense-mediated decay
Cellular component (GO): Ski complex
Molecular function (GO): RNA binding; RNA helicase activity; ATP binding
Source: RefSeq, a predicted model, not a curated record